CCCACGCGUCAGUAGCACCGGCACGCGUUCGUCCUCCUCCGGCCCCCGAUCUUAUCCCCCCACUCGCCGCCCGCCCGCCCGGGAGCUGGAGGUCGCCGACGACAGCAAUGGCGGAUGUGUCGACGUCUUCGGACGCAGAGGUAGCUGAAGAAGCGAGGCAGCAGGAAGCAGAAGUCAAACUUUGUGCUGAACUGCAUAUAGGCCAAGGAAGCUCUGAAGGUAUCCAUACUACUACUUUGCAAGACACAAAGGAGCAGGAAAUAAGGAAAGGAAAGGCGGCUCUUGCAUCCUUCGAACUGAUGAGGGAGGAACUGGUUCAGAGUGCUGUUGGUUUUCUGAAACACCCUAAAGUUGUAGCCUCUUCUGAUGUCCAGAGGCUAUCUUUCCUUGAAAAUAAAGGACUCACUGUUGAUGAAAUCAAUGAAGCAUUUCGACGUUUACAAAGCCCAUCGUCGAAUUCUGUGAGCUCAAAUAUGUGCACAUCUCUAGGGGUAUCUGAUCGUUCUUGCAGAAUUACUCAGGAAACUAAAGUUGUCCCAAAGUGUAUGGAUGGAGAGAAGCUUGAACCUGAAACUGAACCUGUGGCCCCUGUGGUGCCCCAUCAUCCAAAAUCAUAUAUGGAGAUCAUGGAAAUGAUACAAAGGGGAGAGCGGCCAGAUGAUAUCCAGGAUAUUAAUGAUAACCCUCCAAACCCUGAUCAACCAAUCUCGGAACCCCGUAUGGCACCCAAGCCCAAGCCAUGGGAAAAGCAAGAUCAAGAAAAUUCCACCUGGGAUUUGAAAUCUCUAUUAAGUGACUCCAGCGAAUUGAGACCAGAAGUUGGAAACGAUAGCACUCACCCGGCUACGGAGUCAGCCAACGGCUCCAACCAAGGGGACUCACUGCUGCAAACAAUAGUAGUUGUGGGCUCUGAAUCUCCCACAACUGAUGCUGCCUCAUCGAAGUAGUAACUGCAAAAAAAACACAUGAUACAAAAAAAAAUUUCUCUGCCUAAAGAUGCUCCAGAUCCCAGUACCACUUCACUGUUCUGCUUUCUGAGACCUUCUGCAAUUCUCAGACGCAAUUUGAGUUGAUUUUACUAAGCAGUGUAUUUGUGAUUGGAUAAACGUUCUUGUUGCUGGAAUCAAAUGAGCAAGUACAAAACUUCUCCCACUUUCA
Molecule: messenger RNA, 1158 nt
Organism: Phragmites australis (common reed)
Lineage: Eukaryota; Viridiplantae; Streptophyta; Magnoliopsida; Poales; Poaceae
Product: peroxisomal membrane protein PEX14-like
Exons: 9
Coding region: 108-947 (279 amino acids)
Biological process (GO): protein import into peroxisome matrix, docking
Cellular component (GO): peroxisomal importomer complex; peroxisomal membrane
Molecular function (GO): signaling receptor binding
Source: RefSeq, a predicted model, not a curated record